AUGUCUGAAGCCUAUCAACUUCCUCUUCCUCAUCUGAUUGUUUCAAUUCAAACGGAUCAUAUGAAUACUGAAAAUCAUAUCGACAAUAAUUUUGUCAUUUCAGAAGAAAUCAAGCGUACUAUUCAACGUGGUUUAGCUGAAACGGCAAAAAUAACAGAUGCUUGGAUUAUGACAAAUGGUAUAAAUCAUGCAAUGAACCGUCUAGUAGGAGAAGGAUUACACGAUAAUGUCUCUGAAAGUGAUGUUCCUUGUUUCGGUUUCUGUAGUUACCCAUAUUCAAAAGAUCGUAUUCAAUUACAAAAGAUGCCAGUAGAAAUACGGCAUUCAACCCGAGAUAAUGAUGACGCACACGAUCCUGAGAUAGGAUGUAUUGGAAAAUACAAUAGGAUCAGUUCAACUACUCACCUGACAUCUUUUGAGCUCCAGAAACAGUCUUGUAUUUACAGUUAUAAAUGCAAUCAUGUCAACGAUAGUUAUAACUUAGAACCAAAUCACACUCAUUUUGUUCUCUUUGAGCGUACUCACAAUGAUUGUGAGUACGAUCAAAGAGAACAAAAUGAGUGUGACGAAGUUAUUAGAACGCGCCACGAAAUCGAAUACGGACUUACAAAUCUUCUGAGUACAAAAGUGGUUGGUUAUGAUCAAUGGAAUGAAUUUGACGAAUGGAUCCCACUAGUUGUGUUAUUACUUGGUGGAAAUUUGAUGACACCACGCCAAUUAUGUUUCUACUUGGACAAAGAUAUACCAGUGGUCGUUGUUCGAGUAUGA
Rotaria socialis is the source of this 768-nucleotide messenger RNA. The record is from the annotation of a GenBank genome assembly. NCBI's taxonomy places the organism in Eukaryota, Metazoa, Rotifera, Eurotatoria, Philodinida, Philodinidae.